AUGUUAUUCGAUAAAUUUGCAAGCGCUGGAACAAUUCUGUCCAUUCGUGUCUGUCGUGAUAUGAUUACUCGACGAUCACUUGGCUAUGGUUAUGUCAACUUUCGAGAAGCAGCUGAUGCUGAACUUGCACUUGAUACAAUGAACUUCGAUAUACUUUGCGGUCGCCCAUUACGCAUAAUGUGGCAGCAACGUGAUCGAGCUUUACAUAAAUCUGGUGUUAACAAUGUAUUUAUCAAAAAUUUGGAUAAAAGCAUUGAUAAUAAAUCACUUUAUGAUACAUUUUCGGCUUUUGGCAAUAUUUUAUCGUGCAAAAUCAUGACUGAUGAAAGUGGCCAACCAAAAGGUUUCGGUUUCGUUCAUUUCGAAUCUCAAGAAGCAGCCGAUAUUGCUAUUAAUAAAGUGAAUGGUAUGUUACUUGCUGAUAAAAAAGUAUUCGUUGGUCGAUUUUCCUCUCGCAAUCAACGAACUGAUCCCAGUGGACCACGUAAAUUUACAAAUAUUUUUCUAAAGAAUUUCGGUGACCAAUUAGAUGAAGAGAAAUUUCGUGAAUUGUUUUCGAAAUAUGGUAAAAUUACAAGUUUGAAGCUUGUUACUGAUGAUAGUGGUCAUUCCAAAGGUUUUGGUUUCUGCAGUUUCGAUACACCUGAAGAAGCUGAACAAGCUGUUGAAAAUUUUAAUGGUUUUACUGUAGGUGAUAAACAACUUUUUGUUGGUCGUUUUCAAAAGAAAAAUCAACGUUUAUCUCAAAUGAAACGUAAAAAAGAGGUAGAAAGACAAGAACCUAUGAACAAAUAUCAAGGUGUUAAUUUAUAUAUAAAGAAUUUGGAUGAUACUAUUGAUAAUGAAUGUUCAAGGAAAGAAUUCUCAAAAUUUGGAAUGAUUACCAGUGC
Messenger RNA from Rotaria socialis, 890 nucleotides. The record is from the annotation of a GenBank genome assembly. NCBI's taxonomy places the organism in Eukaryota, Metazoa, Rotifera, Eurotatoria, Philodinida, Philodinidae.